Molecule: messenger RNA, 2093 nt
Organism: Capsicum annuum
Lineage: Eukaryota; Viridiplantae; Streptophyta; Magnoliopsida; Solanales; Solanaceae
Exons: 12
Coding region: 209-1855 (548 amino acids)
Source: RefSeq, a predicted model, not a curated record
UAUAUAUCAUGCCUUUCGAAAAAAAAAUAAAAAAAUUCCAAAUUGUACAUAGACAAAUUUCGAAGGGAAAAAAAAAAAAUGCCACAAAGAGGAACAAUUUCCAUUACAAAAACCCCUCAGAAUUUCCAUUUCAAGAAUCUCAGCAAUUUUCCCAAUUGAAAAAACCCUAAAUCAAGAACAUACAUAUAUAUACAUACGGAAAUGAUCAAUGGUUAUGAUGACGAUGCAUCAGCAUCAGCAUCAGCAUCAGCAUCACCAUCACUCCAAUGCACCCUCAACUCUUAGAUCCCCUAACACUUGUACUCCAAAUACCCAUCAAUUUCCUUCCAUCGGGUCACCUGGUUUGGAACUCGGGUCACUACCAUUAGCCCGAAUUAAGCUAUCGGAUAUCGCCCCCUACGAUGGAGCUCCGGUUGGGAAUUAUUUACGGGCCGUGGAAGCGCUUUCGGGUUCGCUUAUGCGGUAUAAUGCCGCGGUGAUUGAGAUGAGUGGUGAAGGUACGGCGGUGGUAAAGUGUGGGUUGGAGUCUGUUAGGUAUUUUUUUAAGACGAGGGGUGUUGCUCAGAAUGGUGGAACUGGAAAGAGUGGUCGUGGGGUUUAUAUAUAUAGAGCUGGAAGGCCUUUGGAAGACAUGGACUCUUCGCCCCCAUGCAUGACUGAAGUUUUCCGCUGCAUGGGAAGGGCAGCUCGUGCUGCUUUAUGUGUAAUUGCAAGGCAUCUUCGAUUGCGAAGCGAUGUUUUUGAUCACUUGCUUGAUGAUAAUCCAUUGCCUGUUAAUGAGGCCUCUUCAUCCGUUGUUGUUGCAACCUUCUCCAAUACCACCUCUCAAAAUGGGAAAGGAGCUAUUGGAGGAGGGAAGCUAGUUACAAAUCGUGAAGUAGAGAAGGGGCUGUUGACACUAGUUUCAUCUGAUGCUCCUGGUCUUCAGGUUUGUGAUCCCAAUGGUCGUUGGUAUCUAGCAGAUAGUGGCUUGACCCCUGGGGAUUUACUAUUGCUUACUGGGAAAGCUCUCAGCCAUGCUACUGCUGGUCUUCGUCCUGCAGCCGUAUACAGAGGCACAGCUGAUCACUGUGUGGGCACUAUUUGUGGUGGAAGGACAUCACUUGCAUUUAGACUUAUACCUCAGAGCAAUGCAAUACUGGAUUGUUCUCCGAUUACAGCUGCUGGUCAUGUUAUUCCUCAGAGCUACGUGCCAAUAUCUGUUAGCCAGUUUAUGGAUGAUCUUUCCGCUGAGGAAGACAUGCUUUGUUGCAAUACUGAUAAUGCUUCUGUUGCUCGAGAAAAUCUAAAUAAGGAACCAUCACUCAGAAGUGUUCUUUCAGAUCCCUUAUCUGGCUCAUUCCUUGAAGAUGCUAUGUUUGUUUCAUGUGGACAUUCCUUUGGUGGUCUAUUGCUGAAAAGGGUUAUUGAUAUGGCAAGAUGUACCUUCUGCAAUGCUGAAAUUGAGCGUGGUUCCUUAAUUCCUAACCACGUACUGAGAGCUGCAGCCGCAGCAGUGAAGCAUGAGGAUGACCGAAGACUUUUCCACAAUGCUGCUCUUAGAAAGCGUCGAAAAGAAGUGGGAGACAAUAGGGAAAAUGGCGAGGUUCCUUCCGAAAAUGGACCCAAUAAAGGUGUUCAGUAUCCAUUCUCAGUGAAUGAGAAAGUUCUUAUAAGGGGAAAUAGGAGGACACCAGAUAAAUUUGUUGGAAAGGAAGCUGUAAUCACAUCACAGUGUCUUAAUGGAUGGUAUUUGCUUAAGAUUUUGGACAGUGGAGAGAAUGUUCGGUUGCAGUACCGCUCUCUGCGUAAAAUCCUUCCUCCACAGGAGACAGAGGAGAGAUGCCAGUCACAGACAGUUCAGAACAGUAGCUAAUUUACAACCAAUUUCCAUGUGGAUUAUGUUGUGUAGAACCUAUACCCUCUAUACUGCUCAACUUUGAAGCUGCAACUUUUUUUCCAUGUAACACCUAAUGUUCCACACGUUUUUUUUUUUUUUUUUUGGGGGGGGGGGGUUAAAAUCCUUGAUAGUUGCUUGUAUAAGAUUGUAAAGAAACACCACUCCCUGGAUAGAGAAAUUUGAGAUUGAAUAAGAAGCUCAUUUUUCGUGAAAA